Messenger RNA from Henningerozyma blattae CBS 6284, 1920 nucleotides. RefSeq lists its product as uncharacterized. The record is from RefSeq and is a predicted model, not a curated record. Gene Ontology annotation, cellular component: cytoplasm. Bases 1 to 1920 code for a protein of 639 amino acids. Lineage: Eukaryota; Fungi; Ascomycota; Saccharomycetes; Saccharomycetales; Saccharomycetaceae. The transcript has a single exon.
AUGGGAAACUUGGCUACUAAAUUAGAUUCAAAUAAUAAUAAUAGCACUAGUAAUAGCAGUAAUAAUAAUAAUAACACUAGUAAUAGCAGUAAUAAUAAUAAUAAUAACAAUUCUUCUUCUCCUAUGGCUGCAUAUUCAAAUGCAUUCCGUCAUGCUUCAAAAAUACAAAAUUCAAAAUUGCAAAGAUUAAAUAUACAUGCUCAUAGAAACAUCCAUUCAAUCAUGUCCCCCGAAGAGGCUCCCCCUCAAGACACUGUAUACUACACUCCACAUACCCCUCGUCAUAAAAAAUCUCAUUCAAAACGUCCUUCUCCGCCUUCUACUUCUUCUCUCCCGCAAUCUUCUCCUCCUAAUAACAAUAGAAAGUCUAGAGCAGGAAGUUCCUUUAUAGGCCAGAUCUUGAACGAAGAUUCACAAGAUUCUAAUAAUAAUACUGCUAAUGGUGCUAAUGGUAACCCUUCAAGGACUCCUUCUUCUGCUUCUAUCAUGUCUAAUGGAUCAAGUAAUUUCAGUUUCGAUACACAUAACAAUUAUAUCCCCAAGACCAUUAAAGAUCAAGAACGGCUAAGGGAGGCUCAUACUUUACAAUUGCUUGUUAAAUAUAAUGAAUCAGUAGAUGGUGGAUACCUUGCACCUUAUGGCAACUAUUCAUUUGAUAAAUUGGAUUAUGAUAUCGGAGUAGUGAAAAAUCUUAUCAUUACUAGAAGACUAGCUCCCUUUUAUACCCCAUUAGAUGAGUUUGAUCCUCAAUAUUCAGAUUCAGAACUUCUUAGAACCAUCGAUAAUUUACCGUUACAUUCUUUCAUACCAGAGACUUUGGAAAAAUUUGAGGGUGUCCCCAUCGGUAACCUAAAAGUAGCCAAUUUCGAUUAUUUAAUUGAUAAAUCUUUAUCUAAGCCAGAACAACAAUUAAUGCAUUACCAAAUCUUCAAAGCUAGGUUAUAUCAAAAGAAAAGACAAUGGCAAUUGGCUGAAAAUUAUAUUUUCAUUAAUGAAAAAAGAAUCAAAUCCAAGAAAAAGCACGGAGUACAAAUAUCUCAUGCUGAUAAAAAUUUAUUCUCAGAUGAUUUGAAAUUAACCAUUUAUAAAAAUGGUCAAGAAUGUCCCAUUUGUUUCAUGUAUUACCCGGGUCCUUUCAAUUAUUCUGUUUGUUGUAAACAACCAAUUUGUACUGAAUGUUUUGUUCAAUUGAAAAGAGCCCCACCUCAUUUCCCCCAUGAACAAAUCGAUGAGAAUGGUAAUGAUAUCGGGAGUAUCCCUGAAGAUCAAAGAGAUCCAAACUCUUUAAUCUCAGAACCUACCGAUUGCCCUUAUUGUGCAACAAAUAAUUUCAGAGUCUCUUAUAUCCCACCAACUAAUCGUAGAACAGGGAUAGGGGGUAUUCCACCAGCAAUUUAUAAAUCACCUCCUCAUAAUGAGAUUGAAAUUCAAGAUAUUACUACCACUACAAGUGAAACGAGUGCAAACAGUCUAAACAGUAACACUGCAGUAAGUUCAAAUAGUAUCACUGCAACAAGUGCAAGUGUUAGUAAUAUAGAUAGUUUAUUGGAGGAUGAGCUUUCAUCACUAAUUACCGCAACAGAAACUUCCUCGGCAGCUGCGAUGACAGCUGCUGCAUUAACCACGAAAACUCUAUCUUCAACUUCAUUAACUUCUCAAAAUUCAAUGGUCCAUCACAGAGAAUAUUUUGUCUCUUCAGAUACAAUUAGGCCAAAUUGGAAAGAAAAUUUGGCUCGUGAAAAAUAUAAAUUAGCAAGAAAGUCGGUAAACGCAGCAGCAAUUCAUUUACGUAAUCAAUUGUUAGAAUCUGAUCGUUUUUCAAGAAAUAGUUCCACUUCAGCAACUUUAAUGGAACCAAGUGUUGAUGAACUAGAACAGCAUAUGAUCCAAGAGGCAAUUAGACAAAGUUUACAGGAUUAA